UCGGUACGCAUAAAAGCGCGAGAAAACAGGCAAGCUAAUCAGAGGGAAUCGAGUCAGCCAUCACGAUGAAGAGUUGGACGAUUCUAGCCUUGCUGUUUACAGUCUGUGCUGUGUUUCUUGGUGUUGGGCACACUGAAGAAACUCCAGAUGAUUUUAGAGAAGUAGCUUUGGAAGAUGCCAAUAACGAUGCUGAAAAUGAUGCGCAAUUGUAAGUUUCUGUGCUUUGUAAUUUCCUUAUUGGUAUGUAGUUAUUUUCCUUAUUUUUAUUAGAAAUUUUCAGUUUAAUACAACGUAUAGAUAUGAGGUUUGGGAAGGCUUUAUUUCUGGAUCUCCACGAGAAACGGAAAUUAUAGACCUACCAAAUAUAAGUAAAGUUAGUUUACGGUUUAGGUUUCCUCCUGUUGUAACACUGGACAAAUAAGAGAUAUGGCUCUUACUGCAGGACCUCUGGGGAGAGCAGUUUAGAGAUAGUAUAUGCAUAAAAACACGUAUAUACUGUAUAUAAUAUCCAGUUUACAUAGGCUCAUUUAGUUGAAAUUAAGAAAUUCUUUUAUGAUCGUUUUAACAGUUAAAGUAUUUUUAUUUUUGCAGGGCAGAUUCAUUCAAGAAUCCAGAAAAUGAUGACGACGAUGAUGAUGAUAACGACGAUGAUGACGACGAUGAUGAAUCCCGGUAAGCAAAAAAAAUCUAUUACUGUUCUACACUCCACAUUACAUGGACUAAAUAUCUAGAUGUUGGGGUUUAUCGUUCCAUAGAAGUAAUAGUACAUGGGCUUUUGUAGAUGGAGUAUUCGACGCAACCAGUUGCGAAAAGUAAAUACACCAUACCAUGGGCCGCAUACUAUGCCACCAGUCGAUGCCACACCAUACUAUACCAUGCAUACCAUACCAAACUGAACCAUACCACACCAUAUACCAUAUACUAAACCGAACCAAACCUCACUAUACCAUACCAUGCACAUCUCACCACAUCAUACAAUACCUAUCUGCUGUAAAAUACUGUAAAACAUUCUUGAAAUUAGCUAUAAAGAGUUGGAACAAACCAUUGAAUUGGUAAAUUUCAUUAAUUAGUAUAUCUUCUCACAUUUCAGAGAGAACGCCGUUGACGGUGUAAAUGAGACACCAUCAAAUGACGAAGAUGAACCAGAAAUGUUCAAACGCGCACCAUGGCGUCGUCGUCGUCGCCGCCGUCGUCGUCGUCGUAUAUGGCGUCUUCGUAGAAUUCGACUUCCCAGAAUUAGAAUUCGUCUUCGACGUGUUGUUCGUCGGGUUAAGGAUAAGCUCAAAAAGUUUAAACCAUGUUUGAAGACAGUUUGUGGAUUUGUGAAGAAUUCUAGAAGUUUAAGUAAGUCUUACGCCUGCCGCUUGAUCAUAAGGAAGAAGUCAGGGGAGGGCACCCAAAGAAUGUUCAGUCAGUAUUCACACAUAUACAGCGCACUAUAAUUAUGCAUUCAGUUCUGAGAUCUAUACUUUGGGAUGGUAACUCGCCUUAAUUUAAAUCGCCUAAACUUUUAUCUUACUAGCUUACGCAACAGACUCUCGAUCACCUUAGAUCGCGGCUUAAAAUUGUCCGAAGUUUUCUAAAAACGCCUAAACUCGCAAGCCAGGCCUACAUUGAGAUGGUAACUCGCUUUAAAUUGCCUUAAACGGCAUUAAAUCGCAGCCUAAAAUUGACCGACGUUUUCCAAAAUCGCCUAAACUCCGCAUUAUCUCGCGGCUAGGACAAACAUUGUUAAUUUCUUCUUCAAUUUUCAUCCAAAUUUUACGGCAGUUAGCACCUGAUAGUUUUUUAGUUAUCCUUCCGACAGGAAACCAAACACACACGCGCGAAUAUAUAACUUCUUGGACCCAGGGGAACUCCCUUUGAGGAGGGGAGGAGGGUGAGCUGGCAGAUUAUUGAAAUUCUAGCUUACCCUAUUUCAGACCAAAUAUAAACGAGUUUCCAUACAGCACAAAAACAAGAUAAAGAUGUAGAUAUUUUCACUCCUUCGAACAUAUAUCGAACUCACGUCAUUUCUUCAUUUGUAGUUGUGAAAUGGGCUUGCCGUCAGGUCGAUAAACUGAGAGAUGAAGAAGGUAUGUGCAAAAUAUUGAUGAAAUAAAGCUCGGAUCAACGAUAAUGGGAGUGUAUGAGAGUUGGAAGUAAAAGCGACUUGGUUAGCUGUUGUUAAUGCUAUCCCAACACUAUUCUUGUCAAACGAUUCUCAACUCGAAGCCAUAGUAACAUCUCAAAUGUAUGUGAUUGUCUAGAAAGUUCUUUCACAUUAGACAAACUUUUUUUCGUCUUUGAAGUGGUUCAUAACACGAAAUUUCAUCCAAUCUUUUCUUGAUUGCUUUGCGAAAAUCAUCUAAAGUGACUAUGUAUAAGGACUCUUUGGUAGAAUACGCAGAUACGGAUAUCGUUAUCCCACACGAUAAACACUCUGUUAUAGAAACUCAUUAUGCAGGGUAGUGAUGUCGUACUGAUGAUAUUUUGUCUGUCAAACAAAGUUGAAUAUCUCGGAAAGGCUACAAGUUAUAGUAUUCUACCAAAAAUGUUACAUGGUUAUUUUUCAAUUUAAGUGAUCUUUGCAAUAUUAUUAAGAAAGAUUGAGUGUCAUACAUAAACACUCUAGUACUCAGUAUACAAAACAAUAAAUAAUUUGUCAUGUAUGUAUGUAUAUAUGCAACGUUGACUAUAUAUGAAGUCAUAUGAAUAUUUUGUUCUUCCACAUGCAGAAUACCCGCUUCUGUCGAGUGAUGAAAUGUUUAUUGAAGCGCAUGAAGCCGACGAAUUAGUGAAACAAGGAUAUGUGAAGGAGGAACAACGGAAAAACGAAAGCCCGUGAAAUAAUCUUGAAACACGUUACACGAAUAAUCGCAUAAAUUCAAUAAAGUAAUCAAUGAAUGUUCGUAUUUUUUUAAAUUAGUGGAACUCUGGCACAAAUGCAUGUACACUUAACCAGAAAUAUUAACAGCAUUUUUAGCUCGGUAAUGUUAUAAGUAAGGUUUUAUUUCAUAAAUAAAGUGCAUCGUUAAACUUUCAAACUAGUUAUCAGAUCUUUUUUGAGUGUGAACAUCAGAG
Molecule: messenger RNA, 3063 nt
Organism: Paramuricea clavata
Lineage: Eukaryota; Metazoa; Cnidaria; Anthozoa; Malacalcyonacea; Plexauridae
Source: the annotation of a GenBank genome assembly